Molecule: messenger RNA, 1725 nt
Organism: Bipolaris maydis ATCC 48331
Lineage: Eukaryota; Fungi; Ascomycota; Dothideomycetes; Pleosporales; Pleosporaceae
Molecular function (GO): N,N-dimethylaniline monooxygenase activity; flavin adenine dinucleotide binding; NADP binding
Source: RefSeq, a predicted model, not a curated record
AUGGGGUUCGAUACGGAGGUUUUGAUUGUAGGUGCGGGAAUGAGCGGUCUUGGGUUCGCGGUCCAACUUAUCCGCAAGUACAAUCUGCGUGGUUUUGAAAUCGUGGAGAAGAGCGAGGAUGUGGGUGGGACGUGGAACGUGAAUACGUAUCCUGGGUGUGGAUGUGAUGUCGCUUCACACUUUUAUUCGUACAGCUUUGCUCUGAAUCCAGACUGGAGCCGCAAAUACUCGCACCAACGCGAGAUUCAGGCGUAUUUCCGGGGCGUAGCGGAACAAUACCGAGUCCUUGAGCAUAUCCAGUUUCACUCUACGGUAGAGAAAGCGAGAUGGAAUAAGGAGGAUAAGAUUUGGGAAGUCGAGGUGUUGGAUUGGAAAACGAAGCAGAAGACGGUGCGGAGGGCGAAGAUUCUCGUGUCGGGCGUGGGAGCGCUGUCUGUGCCCAAGGCAUGCGAUAUACCAGGCGCAGAAACGUACAAAGGACGGUUAUUCCAUUCUGCAAAGUGGGAUCAUGAGUUUGAUUGGGGUGGGAAGGAUGUUGUUGUUCUCGGCAACGGCUGCUCCGCCACACAAUUCGUCCCCAUCCUCGCCAGCCCUCCCAACCCAGCCCGCACCCUCAUCCAAUUCAGCCGGCAAGCCCAAUUUCUCUCCGCCCGCCAGAACCCCAUCUACUCCUCCACCUUCAAAGCCGUCAUGCGCCACGUCCCCCUCGCCAUGCGCCUCUACCGUCUAAAAUUCUACAUCGACAUGGAGCGCGACUACAGCGGCUUCUCCAUCGAGUCCGGACACACCAUCCACCAGUCGCUCGCACGGGAAAACGCAGCGUACGUAAAGAACGUGGCGCCGCCGCGGUACUGGGAUGCGCUCAUUCCUACCGUCGAAGUCGGUUGCAAGAGGAAAGUGCUGGAUACAGAGUACCUGACGACGCUGUGGCGCGAGAACGUCGAGCUUGUAUCUGAUGAUUCUGUGGAGAGCAUCGUGGAAACGGGGGUUGUGACGAGGGCGGGGAGGGAGAUUAGUGCGGAUGCUAUUGUGUUGGCGACGGGAUUUGAGACGCAGCAGAUGUUGGUUCCAAUGGAGAUUGUGGGGAGGGAUGGGGUGGGGUUGAGGGAGUAUUGGGAUCAAACCUCGCGCGGCGUCGCGCAAGCCUACUUUGGCACCGUCGUCCCGCAUUUCCCUAAUUUCUUCAUGCUAAUGGGUCCGAAUACCGUUACGGGUCAUCUUAGUGUCAUAUACAGCGUCGAGUGCCAGAUCAAUUUCAUCUUGCGGCUUCUCGAUCCUAUUGUCAAAUCACUGCCGUCGUACCGGUCGCGGUCGCUGGUUCCGAGCUUCUUCGCUGCGGCGCCUGCGACCGUCGAAGUCAAGGCUGAAGCCGCGGCUACAGAUUCCCAGUGGACGCAAAAGGCGGCCAAGAAGCUGGUCUGGGCGACUGGAUGCGUGAAUUGGGCUGUUGAUCGUAAAACAGGGCUUAAUAAUAUGAUGUAUCCGGACUGGCAGUUUAUGUUUUGGCUCAGAAGUGUCUUUUGGAAGAAGAGCGAUUUUGUAUAUGUGGAUGAAGAGACAGGCAAGGAAGUUAAUCCACAUGUACGGAAGACAGUCCUGCGGCUGGUUACUGUUGCAGCGUUUGCCAGUGGCGCUUUUCUGGGCCGACACUGGAUAAGAGAUGAGCUACCUCGCAGGCUGAAGGACUUGGACACAAGGGCAUUGUUAGGGAGUCUGAGGGCGUAG